Molecule: messenger RNA, 4510 nt
Organism: Hypoxylon trugodes
Lineage: Eukaryota; Fungi; Ascomycota; Sordariomycetes; Xylariales; Hypoxylaceae
Product: DNA-directed RNA polymerase I subunit RPA2
Exons: 2
Coding region: 184-3909 (1241 amino acids)
Biological process (GO): DNA-templated transcription
Cellular component (GO): RNA polymerase I complex; nucleus
Molecular function (GO): DNA binding; DNA-directed RNA polymerase activity; ribonucleoside binding
Source: RefSeq, a predicted model, not a curated record
CCGUCAGUAUAACGACGAAAUCGAGGGGUUGAUUUCACUGGGUCCCAGCAAAAACGUGGUGAAGCUCAAGAAUUGAGCUGCCCUUAUUUGGGAAUAACCAUCAAUACUAUUCCAUUAUUUAUGCAGGAAACCAAAAAAAUUCAGAAGCCCAAUUGAAAAACGAAAUACCCUUCUACUGCUAUCAUGGCGCCAGGACCAACCAGCACGAGCUGGGAUCACGAGUAUAACACUCUUCGCCGAGAAAACCUUUUCAGGAACCCCCCGUCCGAUCGCUCUGCAUAUCCUCUCUUGCAGGAAGCCGUAAACCCACAUAUCGAAUCUUUCGACGCCCUCUUUGGCAGCGAGGGCCUGCUUGUCCAUGGGCUUGCCGACAUUGGCACGAGGAUAUUCUUAGACGGAGAUGAACGCGCUCCACUGGCUGGGAAAAAUAAGCUGAGCAUAAGAUGCAAAGGGAUACAUCUUCAGAAAUCGCAAUUACCGCCCACCAAUAAAUUUGCUGUCAAAAACCGAGAAAUCCUCCCGGCAGAAUGCAGAGAACGACAUGUAUCAUAUAGAGGGAAACUCUCUGCUACUUUUGAAUACAUAAUAAACAAUGGUGAUCCGAAAGAAUUCACCCGAGAGAUUGGUCAACUUCCAAUCAUGGUGAAGUCAGGUUACUGCCACCUCAGAGACAACAGCCCGGCGCAGUUAGUUGCGCGCAAAGAGGAGUCAGAAGAACUGGGAGGGUAUUUCAUCGUGAACGGUAUUGAGAAGAUAAUACGACUUCUUCUAGUCAACCGAAGAAACUUUCCUUUAGCGAUCAAUCGUCCAAGUUUUACAAAUCGUGGUCGGUCCUAUACACCUUACGGUAUCAUUCUUCGGUCAGUACGACCAGAUGAAACCUCGCAAACAAAUGUCCUCCAUUACCUAAACGACGGUAAUGUCACCUUCCGUUUCUCGUGGCGAAAAAAUGAAUAUCUGGUCCCAGUUAUGAUGGUCCUUAAAGCACUUGUGGAGACAAAUGACCGAGAAAUUUUCGAAGGUCUGGUCGGUUCACCUGAUUCGAAAGGUGUCGAGAACACAUUCCUUACGGAUCGCGUCGAACUCUUGCUACGAACCUACAAAACAUACGGAAUUUACACAAUGGCACAGACUCGAGCGUAUCUUGGUGAAAAAUUCCGGCCAGUUUUAGGAGUACCUGACACAUUGUCGAAUUAUGAAGUAGGAACCGAAUUUUUACGCCGAAUCGUCCUCGUCCACUUAGGGAACAUAAAUGUUACCGAGCAACAAGAUUCGGACAAAUUUCGCAUGUUGCUAUUCAUGAUCAGGAAGCUCUAUGCCCUGGUUGCUGGAGACUGCGCAGUAGACAACCCAGAUGCGGUCCAAAAUCAGGAAAUUCUUUUGGGUGGAUUCCUUUACGGCAUGAUAAUAAAGGAACGAAUUGAUGAAUUGCUCUCGGCAGGGAUACGGUUGUCGAUGCGAGAAUAUAUGAGGAAGUUCCCGGGGAGAUCAUUUGCUUCAGAUGAGUUCGCCAAGGAUUUUCCUAUCAAAAUAUUCCAGAAGGCAAACGAGAAUGUCGGCAACGCCCUCGAGUAUUUCCUAUCAACCGGUAACUUAUCAAGCCCGUCUGGUCUAGACCUUCAGCAGGUAUCGGGUUUCACCGUUGUUGCUGAGAAGCUCAACUUCCUUCGUUUCAUUAGUCACUUCCGAAUGGUGCAUCGAGGUAGUUUUUUUGCUCAGCUCAAGACCACAACGGUACGAAAGUUGUUGCCUGAGUCCUGGGGCUUCCUUUGCCCUGUACACACUCCAGAUGGUUCGCCAUGUGGUUUACUUAACCAUCUUGCACAUAAAUGUAAGAUUAUGACUAAGGCUGUCAAUGCUUCAGUAAUUCCACAGCUAGCCGCCGAGCUUGGCGUCGUCGAUACUUCAUCUGCUGCUACGGAUGAAAGCGUUGUGGUUAUGUUAAACGGAAAGAUUAUUGGCUGGUGUCACCCAUCUGAAUCGCGCAGAAUCGCAGACACGUUUCGAUACUGGAAAGUCGAGGGAUCCCAUGGUGUACCUGUGCACCUGGAAAUUGGUCAUGUCCCAUCUUCUAAUGGAGGAUCCUACCCUGGCAUAUAUAUGUCUUCCGAGCCAGCUAGAAUGGUCAGACCGGCCAAAUAUCUCCCCUUAGAAAAGGAGGAUUUUGUUGGCUCCCUUGAGCAGCCAUAUAUGUCUAUUGCUUGUACAGAGCAGGAAGUUGUCUCGGGAGAAUCAACGCACGUUGAAUUUGACCCUACGAAUAUUCUUUCUAUAUUGGCAAAUAUGACCCCAUUUUCGGACUUCAACCAAUCCCCAAGAAACAUGUACCAGUGUCAGAUGGGUAAGCAAACAAUGGGAACACCAGGGACGUCCCUUGUGCAUCGAACAGAUAACAAGAUGUAUCGUCUUCAAACAGGUCAAACACCUGUUGUCCGAUCUCCGCUACACAAUGCAUAUGGCUUCGAUAACUUCCCCAAUGGCACAAAUGCCGUCGUCGCUGUCAUAUCAUAUACUGGAUAUGAUAUGGACGACGCUAUGAUAUUGAAUAAAUCGGCACACGAACGAGGUUUCGGACACGGAACGAUCUACAAGACCAAAAAAUAUUCCCUCAAAGACGAAAGUCGUACUAAGACAGUCAAAAAUGUAACCAAAAUGUUUGGCCACGCUGAAGGAGCUGGUGUGAAGGGGUGGACGAAGACGAUGAUAGAUGAGGAUGGUCUCCCAAUUAUUGGACGAAUGGUUCAAGAAGGUGAUGUCAUUUUUGCUUAUCACACGGUCUCUGCGGAUUACAGUGGUAAUCUUGUGAACCGUGACGGUGUCACCAAGUUCGAGAAGUACAAGGACUCGGAGCAGGCCUUCAUCGAAGAGGUUCGAUUAAUCGGCAGUGAGCAGGGUAAUGAGCCUGCCCAAACGAUAUCGAUUAAAUUCCGUGUCCCUCGAUCACCAGUUAUUGGUGAUAAAUUCUCGUCACGUCACGGCCAGAAGGGUGUCUGCUCGCAGAAAUGGCCAGCCAUUGAUAUGCCAUUCUCAGAGUCAGGCAUUCAACCAGACAUCAUCAUUAACCCUCACGCCUUCCCCUCCCGAAUGACAAUCGGUAUGUUCGUGGAAUCACUAGCCGGAAAAGCCGGCGCACUUCAUGGGUUGGCACAGGACUCAACGCCUUUCCGUUUUGACGAGGACAACACAGCCGCCGACUAUUUUGGCCACCAGCUUAUGAAGGCUGGUUACAAUUACCACGGAAAUGAGCCUAUGUAUUCAGGGAUCACUGGUGAAGAGUUGGCUGCCGAUAUUUACAUAGGCGUAGUAUAUUACCAACGGCUACGACACAUGGUUAACGACAAGUACCAAGUCAGAACAACAGGACCAGUAGUUCCCACAACUGGCCAACCGAUCAAGGGCAGAAAACGAGGUGGUGGUAUCCGUGUGGGAGAAAUGGAACGAGACGCUUUAUUGGCACACGGGACGGCAUUCCUUCUUCAGGAUCGUCUCUUCAAUUGCUCGGAUUACACACCAUCGUGGAUCUGCCGUAGGUGCGGCUCCUUCUUGUCAAUACAACCAACGGUGUCUCCUUUUGUCGGCAGAAAGAAGACAGUCAAUGCCGUUCGAUGCCGGAGCUGCGCAACUCGCCUUGAUCAGAUCAAUGACGUUGACCUUACCAAGUUAGCGGGUGAGAUAUGGGAAGACGGACAAGGGAACCAGUGGGUCGGAGGUGAAGACACGACGAAAGUAGCAGUUCCUGGUGCUCUAAAGUACCUUGAUGUGGAACUAGCGGCUAUGGGUGUCAAAUUAAAAUACCGAGUCGAUCCAAAGGAUGCUCCACGAAAGGGGCCCUUAUUGCAGACAAACUGGACCAGUAUUUCUGCGGGGAAGAAAGCAAACAGCCUUCCGCCGGCCAUAGCGGCCGCAUAGACGGCCAAAUAUGGAAAUUUGAUAAAAUACUAGUCGCAUUAGACGGAGUUGAGAGGGUCUUCGGGUUUGAAAAUGGACAGUUUCGGUACCAGUAAUACAAACAAAUAAUUGAUUUUCUAAACUAAGUAUAUAUCCUAAGGUCGUUCUGGAAAUGUCUUUAAAUUGGUUAUUGAGGACGUCGGCUAGGUACUGUCACAUCGCUAGCGACACGACAUGCAAGUAGCCGGCGUGAUGACCAACUACCCAGUUUGUCUCAGAACGGCUACCUUCCCGUGUAUCCACGCAAGCAGUCAUGCGCGGCGCCGUUCGUUCAAGUAAUUUGCGUGGCUACCCAAUUGACGGGCCCUUGUUAUGAAUUCUGAUAGGUGUUCUGGGUUUAAUGAUGUUGAAAAGUUUUAAGGGCCAGCGUCCCUUCAAACGCGGGUUCCCAUCUUAUUACCAAGAUACCCGCUGUCUCCUAUGAAGAGUAAAGAGAUGGGAUCCGAAUAUUCAUUAAGAUGGAGCAACUGACCGUAAAAUAUAGUAUCGAUACCUAGGUAAUUACAGCUACUGAUAAUUUUAAUUACCCCAGGCACCUGCCUCCUGCCUCCUGCUUUCAGAA